AAUUAUUCGUUUGAAUUUUGUUAAAUUUGCUAUGUCUAGUUUAAGUCAGUUUAUAGAAGCCAUGAUAUUUCGUCUUCAGGUGGGCUGAGCUUCGGCCUUAUCUUUUCAUUGUACACGCGCUAAAUUUCGUUUCAAAUAUAUUAAUUUAUCAUUCGUGCAGGAGGCAGUGAUCUCCUUCGGCUGUUGAUGAUCGCAUCUAAUCUAUAUUUCAGCUCACAGCUAUUAUCGCUGCCUCUUAUUUCUACCUCGCUUAUUGUUGCUUCUUAAAGGACAAUCAUUUCUUACUGUACACGUCACUUGAUUGCAUGGAGUAGCAUAAGGUAAAACCGACACAAGUAAAGAAUAUACUGUUUCUGAAAAUAUAAUCUUCAACUAGUGAUGCGAUCAUCGAUGCUUGAGAUUUAAGAAAAGCAGGACUUGUUAUCCUGUCAGGAGACGUGUAUUAAAUCUAGUUCUAUUAAUUUGUUAAAUAACUUGCCACAAAUAGUCUGAGUGGUGGAGUGUAGGCCUAUCUGCCAAAAUGAAUGUUCGAAGUAAGUCAAUGAGGGAGACAUCAACGAGGGCUAAGCCCCGACGGAAUGUGAGGAUGAUGUCUCUACCAGAGGGGAAGCUGUUUCAUAAUCCAGAAUUAGAAUAUAAGGAAGUGGUGCAGAAGCUCGUCGUUCGACAGGCUUAUGUUAAAAAAGGUGAUGACAAAAGACGACAAAAGCAUUUAGUACAAGAAUUACGGCAAGAUCUAUCAGAGAUAAGAUACGAGGCCCAAGAAUCAUUCCAAGCAAUGCAUCAAGAUUUACGUCGCACGGAACAACCAUCAGCGGCUGCUGUUCCGAUAGAAGAGGACGUUUAUGCGAGCGAUACGCUGAAAGCAAUGCAGAAAUUAAUACAACCUAACAAAGAUGAAAAGUAAAGUGCAGAAGAAAUAGAGAACUGAUUGAAUUACUUUACAUGAAUUUGAAAAUGUAAACAAAGAAUUGAAUUAUCGUGUGUUACUAUUGUGAGUAAAUUACACAAUGUAAUUAAAUUUUUCAAUACCAUAUAUGGUACAACAAUCUCAAUCUUGCUUAUAGUUUUCAUAUCUUCUUAUAAACACCUGACUCUGAAUAUUUCACAUUAGAUAUAAAACUUUUUAUGGGUUUCUGACAUUGAGUAAUGAUUUUUGUACAAGAUUUUUUUUUAUGAAGCUUUGUAUGGUGAUGUUGAUGUUCAUGUAUUUAUAUUGGGUGUCUUUCACAAUUGAUAUUCUCUCAUCUCAUUUUUUGUAUGAACAUUUUAAACCAGUUUUAUGACAACCAGGAGGAGUGAUUCUUACUCACUCACUUCUCCCUGUGAGUAUCAAAGAAAAAUGACAUAAAAGUUCUACUAUAGUUAUUCAUCAUUUAGUAUCUUUUAUAGGGAACUGUGCAUUAUAUUUAACAACUUACAGUAUUUCAUCAAAAUUUUAUUGUAAAUUUUAAUAAGUUCAUUCUUUCAUAUGUCUAUCAUUUUUUUUCAAAGUAAAAUUUAAACUAAUUCAUUUUUUAUGUAAAUAAAUUCAUUGUUUCAAAAUAAGGAGCAGGGUUACAUUUACAAACAUUCUUAGCCAUCAAGAUGAAGUUAGCUACUGUUUUAAAAAUGUAAUUGUUUGUACUGGAUUUAAAAUGCAAUAUCUGAGUUAUUAACAAAUAACUGUAUUUUGUUUCAUACAUAGUUACAGUAUCUUAAUUUAAUUACCAUCAGUACAAAAAUUUAUCAUUUUUUUUCUUUUGAGUAUUAAAAUUAAUUUGUACUUUGGGUUUAAAGAUCCAUAGAUAAGGUGCUGACUCAUUUCAUAGUAAUUAUCUUUGACUUUAGGGAAUACUUUUAUUGUAUUCCGAGUUCAAAGCCUGGUUAUUGCCCUUUCAUUUUCUGUUAUUUGCAUUUGUCAAAAUAAUACUUUCAUGGUAGUAAUG
Anneissia japonica is the source of this 1928-nucleotide messenger RNA. RefSeq lists its product as uncharacterized. The coding region runs from base 521 to 907 and encodes 128 amino acids. The transcript has 3 exons. The record is from RefSeq and is a predicted model, not a curated record. NCBI's taxonomy places the organism in Eukaryota, Metazoa, Echinodermata, Crinoidea, Comatulida, Comatulidae.